AUGCGGGGCCGCAUCGUUGGGAUGAGCAUCAUGCUGCUUCUCGCUACGGCGCUCACCGCCUCGGGGGCGGCGGACGCGGCGGCGCAGAAAGCUGUGCGGAUGCGCACCAAGCGACAGCUAACACAGAUCCUCUCUGACCUCGCAAUUGAGGUGCCUGAAGGCGCAGACAUAUACGCGCUGCAGAUGCUCUUCCCAAUGCUCGACAAGAACAACGACGGCAAGCUGUCGCAGCAGGAAAUGUCAGAGAUGGGCAAGAUGGCCGGCGGUGGCUACGGUCCGCGAGAAUUCGCGCACAUCGACAAGAACCGCGACGGGUUUGUAGACCGGCCCGAGGCGGACAAGUUCUUUGCACAAAUGGCUGCAAUGAUGAAGCAAAACAUGCGAGGGAAAGAUGAGGUCUGA
Molecule: messenger RNA, 402 nt
Organism: Emiliania huxleyi CCMP1516
Lineage: Eukaryota; Haptophyta; Isochrysidales; Noelaerhabdaceae
Exons: 2
Coding region: 1-402 (133 amino acids)
Molecular function (GO): calcium ion binding
Source: RefSeq, a predicted model, not a curated record